This is a messenger RNA of Entrophospora sp. SA101, 333 nucleotides long. NCBI's taxonomy places the organism in Eukaryota, Fungi, Glomeromycota, Glomeromycetes, Entrophosporales, Entrophosporaceae. The record is from the annotation of a GenBank genome assembly.
AUGGAAAAUUUCACGCGUGGAUAUGAAAAAUUUGGUUUUAAUGUACUUCCAAACAACACUAUUGUCUACAGAGAAUGGGCACCUAGUGCAAAAACUGCGAGUUUAGUUGGUGAAUUUAAUAAUUGGAAUGUUAAUGCCCAUCAAAUGAGAAAAAAUGACUUUGGAGUUUGGGAAAUUGAGAUUCCUCCAAAUCAUGGUACUCUAGCAAUUCCACAUAACACUAAAAUAAAGCAAAAAUCAACAACUGUUGGCGCUACGAAAGAACAAUCCAUUCUCAAUCGAGUUUAUACUGUUGUUGUAAUUUCAUGGUUAUCUAUCACAUUGAAAACAUAA